Messenger RNA from Hyaena hyaena (striped hyena), 1574 nucleotides. RefSeq names its product periphilin 1 (gene PPHLN1). The transcript is spliced from 11 exons. The coding region runs from base 307 to 1425 and encodes 372 amino acids. Gene Ontology annotation, cellular component: nucleoplasm. Gene Ontology annotation, biological process: negative regulation of gene expression, epigenetic; negative regulation of DNA-templated transcription; protein localization to heterochromatin. The record is from RefSeq and is a predicted model, not a curated record. NCBI's taxonomy places the organism in Eukaryota, Metazoa, Chordata, Mammalia, Carnivora, Hyaenidae.
ACAGACCAGGCCUCUGACCCUUCCCUGGGAGCCUGCGUGCCAGCAGCCUGGAAUCCAGAACCUCUCCUGGAGUCUUCAAUCCAGAUUGAAGCGGAUAUCUUCUAGAAGGAAGGAAGUGCAUCCAGGGCGCAGCUGAAUUUUGAGGGGCUCGGAUGCCUCCACAUCCACCAGGGGACUGCUGGGACUAAUUCUCUUGGCAAACUUGUGGCCAGCCAAAAACUACUAUGCUUCACAUCCCCGUUAUUUUUGGUUACCGCCCAAGAUGAGAUUGUUGAAAACUUUAUAUUUGAUUCCUGAAAGGACUCAAUGGCUUACAGAAAAGAUGAAAUGUGGUCCGAGGGACGAUAUGACUAUGAAAGGCUUCCAAGAGAACGGGUACCUCCUCGAAGUCACCCCAGUGAUGGCUACCAUAGAGUAGUUAAUAUUGUGCCAAAGAAACCACCACUGCUAGACAGACCUGGUGAAGGAAACUACAAUAGAUAUUACAAUCAUGUUGAUUACCGAGACUAUGACGAGGGCCGCAGUUUUUCUCAUGAUCGAAGAAGUGGUCCACCUCACAGAGGAGAUGAAUCUGGCUAUAGGUGGACAAGAGAUGAUCAUUCCACGAGCCGACAGCCAGAAUACAGGGACAUGAGAGAUGGCUUUAGAAGAAAAAGUAUCUACCAUUAUGCAAGAGACCGAUCUCCUCAUAAAAGAGACACUGCUCUUUUCAGAGAAUCAUCUGUAGGUCGAAAGGAUUCUCCACACAGCAGGUCUGGCUCCAGCGUCAGUAGUAGAAGCUACUCUCCAGAAAGAAGCAAAACGUACUCUUUCCAUCAGUCUCAACAUAGAAAGUCCAUCCGUGCUGGUGCCUCCUACAAACGGCAGAAUGAAGGAAAUCCAGAAAGAGGUAAAGAGAGACCUGUUCAGUCUUUAAAAACAUCAAGAGACACUUCACCCUCAAGUUCUUCAGCAGUUCCUUCAUCAAAGGUGUUAGACAAACCUAGUCGGCUAACCGAAAAGGAACUUGCUGAGGCUGCAAGCAAGUGGGCUGCUGAAAAGCUGGAAAAGGCAGAUGAGAGUAACUUACCUGAAAUUUCUGAAUUUGAGGCAGGGUCCACAGCACCACUGUUUAUUGACCAGCCAGAAGAACCUGAGUCAAAUGCAACAGACGGCAUAGAGUUAUUUGAAGACAGUCAGCUAACCAGUCGCUCUAAAGCAAUAGCAUCAAAAACCAAAGAGAUUGAACAGGUUUACCGACAAGACUGUGAAACUUUCGGAAUGGUUGUGAAAAUGCUGAUUGAAAAAGAUCCUUCACUAGAAAAGUCUAUACAGUUUGCAUUGAGACAGAAUUUACAUGAAAUAGGUGAGCGGUGUGUUGAAGAACUCAAGCAUUUCAUUGCGGAGUACGACACCUCUGGUCAAGAUUUUGGAGAGCCUUUUUAGAAAAUUGCUCAGGCAACAAAAAUGUUUCUAGAUUUUUUUUUCUUGGAUUGUGUAAAUCCUUAAUAUAUAGAAUUUUUGUGAUGAAGAGAAGUACUUUAUGAUAGUCGACCACAUUUCCAGUAUCAAAUAAACAUCUAAAACAUCUAAAA